AUGAAUGCAGUCGCAGCAACCUGUAGAGAAGGUUUCAAUACCGCAGUGAAAGCGCUCGGCGGUGGGGGCGGUGGGGACGGGAGACGGGGCGCCUAUAAGAGCCCGGCCGGGCGCCGAGGCUGGCACUCCGCUGCGGCAGCCGGUUCGCACUCGCACCGCUCUCUCACCCUCUCUCACCCGCACACCGGCAGCAUGAAGUUCGCGAUCCUGUCCGUGGCCGCGCUGGCGAUGGUGACCUGGGCGGCAGCCGAGGCGCCGCAGCAGGAGCUGCUCCUGCUGGUGCCUGAACCGGAUCACCGCCUGGUGAAGCGCGGGGUGGACUACGGCGGCCACGGUGGCGGCGACUACGGCGGCGACUACGGCGGCGGCGACGACGACCACGGCGACGACGACGGCGGCCACACCAAGACCGUCUACAUCAAGGUCCCGCACCCGGUGUUCGUGCAGGUGCCCGUGCCGCACCCCAUCCCGGUCCCGCACGCCGUGCCGCUCAACAUCAAGAUCGCCGAGAAGAUCGAGGUGCCCGUCGUCAAGACGGUGCACGUGCCCGUCGAGAAGCACGUGCCCAUCCACGUGGAGAAGCUGGUGCCGUACCCGGUGGAGAAGCACGUGCCCAUCCCGGUGGAGAAGCCCGUGCCCGUCCCCGUGAGCAAGCCCUACCCCGUCAAGGUCCCGGUCGUCAAGUACAUCCACCACUACACCAAGACCAGCGGCGGCGGCGGCCACGGCAAGUGGUAGAGCUGGCCCGGCGGAGCGCUUGCCUUGACGCUGCAGCGGCGGCGCGGCGGGCGCAGCGUGGAACCCAGGCCGGUGUGCCGCAGGGUUCGAAGUCCGGGCGCG
Molecule: messenger RNA, 840 nt
Organism: Gryllus bimaculatus (two-spotted cricket)
Lineage: Eukaryota; Metazoa; Arthropoda; Insecta; Orthoptera; Gryllidae
Source: the annotation of a GenBank genome assembly